Molecule: messenger RNA, 1913 nt
Organism: Argiope bruennichi
Lineage: Eukaryota; Metazoa; Arthropoda; Arachnida; Araneae; Araneidae
Gene: TSG101
Product: tumor susceptibility gene 101 protein-like
Exons: 12
Coding region: 129-1403 (424 amino acids)
Biological process (GO): protein transport; protein modification process; endosome to lysosome transport
Cellular component (GO): ESCRT I complex
Molecular function (GO): ubiquitin binding
Source: RefSeq, a predicted model, not a curated record
GUUAAUUGUGCUAUCAAACAGUAAUCUUCAGAAAUAAACUAAAUUUCAUUAUGAUAUUGUUGGAAGAACGUUCACUCUGCAAUUAAACAUUUUCUAAAUAAUUAACAUCAAAUAAAAAAGAUCAUAAAAUGCCUCAAGAAUCGAUUGAUGGUUAUGUUGCUAAAAUUUUGUCAAAGUAUCAGUAUCCAGACAGAGCAAAGCGUGAUGUUUGUGAUGCCAUUCACCGAUAUAGAAAUCUGAGGCCCAAAUUAGAUACUUAUGUUUUUAAUGAUGGGACAAGACAAGAGUUAGCCUGCCUUGAUGGCACGAUUCCGGUAAUGUAUAAAGGAACAUAUUACCAUAUACCUGUAUGCAUUUGGCUAUUGGAUUCACAUCCAUAUAACUCACCAAUGUGCUAUGUGAAACCUACUCCAGACAUGCAGAUUAAAGCUUCACGUCAUGUUGACACUAAUGGAAGAGUCUAUUUGCCAUAUUUACACAACUGGAAUCCUGAUAGUUCCGAUUUGCUCGGUGUUAUUCAAGUUAUGAUUAUAGUGUUUGGAGAACAGCCUCCAGUUUAUGCUAAGCCAAAAGUUAAUUCCUCUGCUUAUACCACAACACCUUAUCCAGCUGAGCCAUCAAGUUUCAUGCCUAUGCAAUAUGUAGGGACCACUUAUCUUCCCAAUCCUCCAGUGCCGACUACUGGUCAAACACCUUAUCCUCCUGUAUCUACUGCUUUUCCACCUUAUACAGGUGGUUAUCCUCCUGCUGCAACUGGUGGCUAUCCUAGCUACAGUGGCAUCAAUACUGCCUCUGGUGGGCUUCCAGGUACCAACAGCUAUCCUCCUACUUCAACUACUCUGUACCCACCAACGACUGCAUCCAGUCUGUCCCAACAGAGUGGCACAGGCACAGGCACAAUUACUCAGGAGCACAUUCAUGCUUCCCUGUAUUCAGCAGUGGAAGACAAAGUCAAAAAGCAUCUACGAGAAGUCCUUGCUCAAUCACAGGCUGAAAUGGAAGUUUUGAAAAAGACUGAAGAAGAUUUGAAUAGUGGCAAACAACAAUUAGAAGAUAUAAUUAACCGUUUGCAAAUGGAACAGAACCAUUUAGAAAAAAAUAUUCACAUUUUGAGGUCAAAAGAAGUAGAAAUGGACGAAUUAUUAGCUAAAGUGGAGAAGCAAGAACAAAUUGAUAUUGAUGAAGCUGUUGUUGCACCAGCUCCUCUUUAUAAACAAAUCUUGACUGCUUUUGCUGAAGAGAGUGCUACUGAAGAUGCAGUUUAUUAUUUGGGUGAAGCAUUAAGAAAAGGAGUUAUUAGUCUUGAUCUUUUCUUAAAACAUGUCCGCUCCUUGUCAUGGAAGCAGUUCAUGUUGAAGGCACUGAUACAAAAAUGCCGUGAAAAAGCCAACCUCCCACAUUGAUGGUAGAUGUUCCCAAAAUACAAAAAUGCCGGCAAUUUUUCGAAAAUAAGGGACUGUACAAUAAUAUUCUCGAUUUUACGUUUGAAGAAUUCAAAGGCAUUACACAAGCAUAAACAUAUUCCGUUUUAUUAGAACCUUGUAUAAUAUACAUUGUUUGAUUGUAAUAAAUAUUUUAAUUUAAAUAAACCUGUUAUAAUAUUUCAGUCAUAAAAACUGCUCUUAUUUUGGUUGUGAUUUCUAUGAACAAAGCGCUUUUCUAUAUUUACACAUACAAGUUUUAAACUUAAUAGGAAGUCUGUUGUGCUGGAUAAUGCUUUAAAAUUCUUUAGUCUGAAGUAUGGUCCUGAUAUUGAGAAGGUUUCUGUCUGUGGCAUUCCAUGCAGGGUUUAUUAGAUUCUUGCAAUUAGCUUUUUUUCAUUUGUUUUUGAGACACUGUGCAAUUAAAAUUUAGGCCAAGAUUAUUGAUGAAGUAUUAAUUAUCUGUGAAUAAAGCUAUUUUUGUGUAUUUUA